GCGCUUGGCCCCAAGCCCAGCAGCCGGGAUGCCAGCAGCGUGGCCACCCCACUGAGGGACACGCUGGCUGCAGAGGCAGCACGAGGGCUCUCGUACAGCGCCCGGCUGAUAGCACAGGCCAGCAUCGAGCCUUUGGCCAAGGGCGGCCACAACGUGCGCGGCGUGCCGAGGCCGCUGCUGCCCUGGUGGGACGUGCUGCAGAGCCUGUCUCCAUGCCAGGCUGAGGUUCAGGAAAUCCGGGCUGCGUCCCUGGCCCUGUCACAGCAUGCCUCUAGCAGAGAGCGAGUCUUGCUGCUCAGGGUAAUAGUCCAUGAUGUGAAUGAGCUGACAGAAAAGCUGUUUCCAAUUGUCGAAGCCAUGCAGAAACACUUCAGUGCAGGAUCAGGGACCUACUACAGUGACUCAAUCUUCUUCUUGUCAGUUGCAAUGCAUCGCAUCAUGCCCAAAGAAAUAACACAGAUCAUCCAGGUAGACUUGGACCUGAAGUACAAGACCAACAUCCGAGACCUGUUUGAUGAGUUUGAGAACUUCCCGGAGGGAGCAGUCAUUGGGAUUGCCAGGGAAAUGCAACCAGUGUACAGGCACACUUUCUGGCAGUAUCGCCGCGAGAACCCCCAAACCAAAGUGGGGGACCCCCCUCCCGAUGGGCUACCUGGCUUCAACAGUGGCGUCCUGCUCCUCAACCUGGAAGCCAUGAGGCAAUCCAAGCUCUACAACCAGCUGCUGGAGCCCACCAUGGUGCAGAAGCUGACAGAGAAGUACCACUUCAAGGGCCACCUCGGGGACCAGGAUUUCUUCACCAUGGUGGGGAUGGAGCACCCAGAGCUCUUCCAUGUGCUUGACUGCACAUGGAACCGGCAGCUCUGCACAUGGUGGAGGGACCAUGGAUACAGUGAUGUAUUCGACCAGUACUUCCAGUGUGAGGGUGAGGUCAAAAUUUACCAUGGGAACUGCAACACCCCAAUCCCUGAAGACUAGGGCACCCGCUGCCCCCGGAAGCAGCUCUGACUGCAGUAAGCCCUG
This is a messenger RNA of Tauraco erythrolophus (red-crested turaco), 1023 nucleotides long. NCBI's taxonomy places the organism in Eukaryota, Metazoa, Chordata, Aves, Musophagiformes, Musophagidae. The record is from RefSeq and is a predicted model, not a curated record.